This is a messenger RNA of Rotaria sp. Silwood2, 804 nucleotides long. The record is from the annotation of a GenBank genome assembly. NCBI's taxonomy places the organism in Eukaryota, Metazoa, Rotifera, Eurotatoria, Philodinida, Philodinidae.
AUGUUGGAUGAUAUUUAUUUCAUUGAUAAUCAAACUCUCAAUCGAAUUUCUAAAAAAAUUUUACCUCGAAUUAAUGAUCAAAAGAAACUUCCUAAAUUGAAGUAUUUUUCAUUAAAAUCAUAUUGUCGUACAUUCUAUUAUGACAGUCAAAUUGCUUCAUUGCUUCGUCGAAUGUCGAAUCUUGAAGAAUUGACAUUACUUCUUGCAGUAAUAAGAAUCAAUUUGACUGAUAUAGAUGAUAUUCAUUUAUAUGAUGAGAUUCUUAUUCAUAUACCACGAUUAAACAAACUUAUGUUUAGUAUAACAACUGUUAUGCAUAAUAUUCAGGAAAAAAUUGAUCUUCCAUCAAAUGAAAACAUACAACAUGGUUUUCUCGAAAGAGGAAUGUAUCAAGUUGGCUCUUAUAUUACUAAAAAUUCAUCUAAGAUACGAAAUGAGUGUUAUACUUAUUCAAGUCCAUAUCCAGUUGAUGUCUUUGUUUAUAUGGCCAGUAGUUUUUCAGGUGGAAAGUUCGAUGCACAGCGAAAGAAGCGAUAUUUACUUCCAUUCAUUACAUUUUCACAUAUUGUCAAACUUCAUUUGAAUUUGAAGCAUAUUGAUUAUGUUGAACAAUUUCUUUAUGAAAGAAAUGCUCAUCUACCUCGUCUAUUAAGUCUUCAAAUCCAAUAUGAAACAUUAUCAAUUUUAACAAAUAAUUUAACUAAUGAUUCAGCACGUGUCCAUUGUGCUAAAAUACAAUGUCUCGUUAUAAAAGAGCCAUUCGUAUGUCCACAAAAUUUUCAUUCAUAUUUUCCUUUAUUGUAA